Molecule: messenger RNA, 1018 nt
Organism: Phragmites australis (common reed)
Lineage: Eukaryota; Viridiplantae; Streptophyta; Magnoliopsida; Poales; Poaceae
Product: acid phosphatase 1-like
Exons: 3
Coding region: 70-879 (269 amino acids)
Molecular function (GO): acid phosphatase activity
Source: RefSeq, a predicted model, not a curated record
GAGGAAAGAGAUAUGUAAUUAUACCAAUCAGCAGUUCAUCCAACUUUUAAGUUCCUAGCAACAAUCGCCAUGGCACUCCAGCCCCUCCGCCAUGCACUCGCGUUCAUGCUCCUGUUGCUGCUGCUGCUGCUGCGCGCGCCCGGCGCAGUGCGAGCGCGCGAGCGCGACAUGCACCUGGAGAUGGUGACCUCGGCGCCAUCUGCCGCCGGAGUGGGCACUAGGACGCGCGCGGUCCCGUCGUGCGCGAGCUGGCGUCUUGCCGUGGAAACCAACAACGUGCGGGACUGGUACAGCAUCCCCGCCGAGUGCCGGGGCUACGUCCGCGACUACAUGUUCGGCGACCUGUUCCGGCAGGACUGCGCGGUGGUGGCCGCCGAGGCCGUCGCGUACGCCGAAGGGCUCGAGCUCGCCGGUGACGGGAAGGAGGUGUGGGUGUUCGACAUCGACGACACCUGCCUCACCAACCUCCCCUACUACGCCGACACGGGAUUCGGGGUUGAGCCGUACAACGCGACGUACUUCGACGAGUACGUGGCGAACGCGACGGCGCCGGCGCUGCCGGAGGUGCUGGAGCUGUACGAGAGGCUGCUGGCGCUGGGCAUCAAGGUCGUCUUCAUCACCGGCAGACACGACUACCAGAGGGAGCCCACCAUCAAGAACCUCCAUAGCGCCGGGUACCACACCUGGGAGAAGCUCGUUCUCAAGCCGUCAUCGCUGGGUUCGUCGGUGGUGCCGUACAAGUCCGGCGAGCGGCAGAAGCUGGUGGACGGCGGGUACCGCAUCGUGGGCAACAUGGGCGACCAGUGGAGCGACCUCGUCGGCGCGCCGGAGGGCGACCGCACCUUCAAGGUGCCCGACCCCAUGUACUACGUCGGCUGAUCUUAUAAGCUCCAGGACUAUGCAAUCCGUUACCUUCAUCAUGCUUUCUUAAGCACGCUUUGUAUCGCAGUAUCACUGUAAUAAUGACUCAGGAUUCGUGCAUCGCACGCGGAGGCCGGAAUUUUAUUCCAUUGAGUAA